AUGCCUUUUGGAACUCUUCCCGUUAACGGCAAUGCGGUCCCUCAAUUUGCUCCUCCAUACACGAUCAAUACCCAGAGCUUCAGCGACGUCACCCUCAUCACGAUUCCCUACCGGGUCACGGCUGCGAGCAUUCGUCAUUUGGUUCCAGACGUUCUCGAGCUCGAAGAUGAGCCAUUGGUCUCUGCUAUGCUCGUCGACUAUGGCAUGAGCACCGUCGGCGCAUAUACAGAGUAUGUUCACUCUGUCGAAGUGACUUACAAAGGCAAGGUCUUCGGCUACUAUCUCUCUUUGAUCAUGAACAACGACUCUUCCAUCUUCUGCGGCCGUGAGCAAUAUGGUUACCCCAAGCGUCUCGGACACGUUUCCCUCGAUACGGACACCGGAUCACACAUAGUACGGGGCCAUGUCGAGAGACCGGUGGGGCAGAAGAUCGUCAACUUUGAUUUUGCUCCCUCGAGUCUCCUUCCCACUACGUCCCAGACCAACCCGGGCUUGAAUCUUCGUGUCAUCCCCUCCGCAUUGCCAAAUCAGCCGCCAUCGGUUAAAGAGCUGGUACCCGCCAUCAUGGAUAUCAAACCGAAGGAGAUCUACGGUGGGACCGGAUUCUCCGCUACGAGCCAGCUGUGA
Messenger RNA from Penicillium digitatum Pd1, 627 nucleotides. NCBI's taxonomy places the organism in Eukaryota, Fungi, Ascomycota, Eurotiomycetes, Eurotiales, Aspergillaceae. The record is from RefSeq and is a predicted model, not a curated record.